Molecule: messenger RNA, 2724 nt
Organism: Cyprinodon variegatus (sheepshead minnow)
Lineage: Eukaryota; Metazoa; Chordata; Actinopteri; Cyprinodontiformes; Cyprinodontidae
Product: ATP-binding cassette sub-family G member 4-like
Exons: 14
Coding region: 1-1947 (648 amino acids)
Cellular component (GO): plasma membrane
Molecular function (GO): ABC-type transporter activity; ATP hydrolysis activity; ATP binding
Source: RefSeq, a predicted model, not a curated record
AUGGAAAACAAGGCGCUGGAGCCCGAUAAUGUGAGCAUCCCCAUGGAGGAGACUGCAGUGUGUAAUGGAGGGAGUCAGACUCAGCUGCAGCAGGAGUCAUCAAUGUUGGCUGUUCUGAACAAGGUGGACAACCAGAUCACGGAUGGGCAUCAUUUCUCCCAUCUACCCAAACGCACGGCUGUGGACAUUGAGUUCAUUGAUGUCUCCUACACCAUCCAAGAGGGACCGUGUUGGAGGAGAACAGGUUUUAAAGCUUUGUUAAAGUCCCUCUCUGGAAAGUUCUGCAGUAGAGAGCUGAUAGGAAUCAUGGGCCCUUCUGGAGCCGGGAAAUCCACGUUAAUGAACAUUUUGGCUGGAUACAGGGAAACAGGGAUGAAGGGUCAGAUCCUGGUAAAUGGGAAACCCAGGGACCUGAGGACUUUCAGGAAAAUGUCCUGCUACAUCAUGCAGGAGGACAUACUGCUGCCACAUCUCACUCCCAGGGAGGCCAUGAUGGUUUCAGCCAACUUAAAGCUUGAUGAAACUUUGGAAGGUAAAAAAGAGCUGGUGAAUGAGAUACUGACUGCCUUGGGGCUCCUGGACUGCGCCCACACUCGUACCAGCGCCCUCUCUGGUGGUCAGUGCAAACGUCUGGCUAUUGCCUUAGAACUGGUCAACAACCCCCCAGUCAUGUUCUUCGAUGAGCCCACCAGUGGUUUAGACAGUGUGUCCUGCUACCAAGUGGUGUCCCUAAUGCGAUCUCUUGCACUGGGAGGACGUACUAUUAUCUGCACCAUUCACCAGCCGAGUGCCAAACUGUUUGAAAUGUUUGACAAGCUGUACAUCCUCAGCCAGGGUCAGUGCAUCUAUAAAGGAUCGGUUCCAUACCUCAUCCCCUACAUGAAGAUUUUAGGUCUCAACUGUCCGACCUAUCACAACCCUGCUGACUUCAUCAUUGAGGUGGCGUCAGGAGAGUACGGGGACCUGAACCCUGUGCUCUUUGAGGCUGUUCAGGGUGGAAUGUGGGCCCUUGAACAUAAGAAGAACCUCUGUGAAACCAAUGGGACGCUGAUUGUUGCAGCAAACAGCUCCAUGAAUACUGGACACAUAGAGAGCCAUACUUUUGCCACAAGCACGCUCACACAGUUCUGCAUCCUCUUUAAGAGAACCUUGAUAACUAUAUGUCGAGAUCAGGUUUUGACCCACCUUAGACUGAUCUCCCACAUCACCAUCGGCAUAAUAAUAGGUUUGCUCUAUUUGAACAUUGGCAAUGAUGCCAGCAAAGUGUUUAACAACACUGGAUUCCUCUUCUUCUCUAUGCUGUUCCUCAUGUUUGGAGCUCUCAUGCCGACUGUGCUGACCUUUCCUCUGGAGAUGUCCGUUUUCCUGCGGGAACAUCUGAACUACUGGUACAGCCUUAAGGCUUACUACCUGGCUAAAACCAUGGCUGAUAUUCCCUUCCAGGUAAUCUGCCCCAUCAUGUACUGCAGCAUUGUGUACUGGAUGACAGAGCAGCCUCCAGAGGCCACCCGCUACCUGCUCUUCAUAGCCCUGUCCAUCUGUACUGCCCUAGUGGCCCAGUCUUUAGGCCUGCUGGUUGGUGCUGCUUCCACAUCUCUUCAGGUAGCUACAUUCAUUGGACCGGUCACAGCAAUCCCAGUUCUGCUUUUCUCUGGUUUCUUUGUGAACUUCGACACCAUCCCUAAUUAUCUGCAAUGGAGCUCCUAUGUGUCGUACGUCAGGUACAGCUUUGAAGGUGUGCUGCUCUCUAUCUAUGGGAUGAACCGCUCAGAGCUGCAGUGUCCUGGGAAGGUGUGUAAAUUCCAACAGCCUGAGGAGGUCCUGCAGUUAUUAGAUGUGGAAGACGCAAAGCUCUACAUUGAUUUCAUUGUCUUGGGUAUCUUCUUCAUCAUCCUUCGACUGACGACUUACCUCGUACUGCGCUAUAAGGUCAAGUCUGAGAGAUAGCAUAUCCUGUCUUUUUCAUUGGACGUCUUCUUGUGCACAGAUUAUGGGAUGUCAUAUCGUUUGAUUACUUCAUGUUCUCUGAUUGCUGCUUAAUGAACAGAACACAAAUUCUGGUCUCAAGUCAAACAAUAACUGCGGUCAAGGUGCUUAGAGGCCAUCAAAUAAAUCACCAGCUUUACCUCAUGGAAACUGAUGGAUCCACAAAGGCACUUGGCAUCCAGACUGAGUCAUCUUCACACGCAUCGCCUUCUGGCAAAGGUUCUUAAAUAGGACAGAGAUGUUUUCUUAAAGUGAAAUAAGGUGUAAAUAUUCACACAAAGUGAAAACAUCCUCAUCAUGAUGCCUACCAACAUCUGAACACACUUAGAAGUAGGGCUGUCGCGGUUGAGGAAUUCCCCCUGCACCAUUAUUGCACGAGGGAGUUGUGCAGUUAAAUUUAAGAUGAAGGGUGCUGACAAGUCCUUCUUUUUUUGUUGUUGAAAAGAUAGCUGGAAUACUUUUUUACUUAUUUAUCUACCACAGUCAGUCACUGCAGUGAACUGCACUUCCCAUCUUCCAGUGAAAGUGACUUGAGUUGACAGAGUAAUUUCCAUCAAUCCCACUGGAUUUUUACUUCCGCAGGUUUGGGAUUAGUUGUUUGUAUACAGGAAGGCACAAUGCAAAUUUUAAUUGUUGCUUAUUGGUUGGAUUAAUCUCACCACUUGAGGCCCUAAAGCUAUAUUUAAGCUAUCAAAUAUCACCAGAAAGCAGUUUUCCAUCUUCAAACUCACUUAUUAA